UGAAUACGUGAAGUUUCCCGGAGUAAACAAAAGUGCAGCCCAGGCCCACGAGUUGUGCAGGAGAAGUUUUAAACACGGCCAAGUGGCCUGGCCGGGAAAUGAAAAAGAAAACAAAUGCCUGAAAGACUUUCACUCCUCCAGUGCAUUUUGGCUGGGCAUCUGGCCUGAUUUUAAGGCCCGAGUAUGGAAUAACCCCGACUUGCAACCAAUAGCGUGGCAAAACUUUGCGCUGGGUCAGCCUGACUCUCACUUCACCCAAUGUGGAGAAAUGCUGCACGGUGGAAAUGGCAAAUGGGAUGACGUUGACUGCAAUGCUGAAAAACCAUUUAUAUGCCAAAGAGCGGUAAUGUGUCAUGUGACCCCACCUAAGUUUGGCAAUGCAAGCAGCCGAUUUGUCCACUAUCCUGACAGUGUACAGUACACAUGUGAUACUGGAUACUGGCUGGAUGGACCGACAACAGCAAACUGUACAUCCGAUGGAACGUUGACUACAACACCUAAGUGCAAGGUUACAUCAUGUGAUGUCAUACCACCUGUUCAUGGCAGUGCUAGCAGUCUAUCUAUCCACUAUCCUGACAGUGUAGUGUACACAUGUGAUACUGGAUACUCGCUGGAUGGACCCACAACAGCAAACUGUACAUCGGAUGGAACAUUGACUGCAACACCACAGUGCAAGAAUCUGGACUUUGAAUGUGAAGGGCAGAGGUUCAAAGUCGCUGUCAAUCUCACCCGUACUAGCUUUCGCAAGGCUCAGAGAUUCUGCAGGCAAAAUGAGAUGAAGUUGCUAAGAACUCGCUUGCACGAGAAAUUCACCCAGUGUUCCUCGUACAUGGAUGUACUGGGGCGUGCAGCUGUUGACACCGUCUGGAUGAGAACAGUUAGGACACGUUCAAGGUCGACCCCUUCGAUCAUGUAUGACAUCAUCAGUAGAGAGCUGACGAGCGUGCCAGAUGCCACAGCAACGUUUGCCUUCAUAUGUACUCGCAGAGUAUAACUGGUCUGACUGCAAUCCCCUACGGACGUUGGAGGAGGAAAUAAGCUUGAUGGAGGGAGUACAACAGGUAUACCGGGUCAAGGUGCUGAUGCAAGUGUCGCCAAGCCUGACAACCGUCUAAAAUCCGGUACCCCAGUGUCGGCAUGUGCAUCGACCGUUUUCCCGAUGCGUGUUGCACAAAACCCUUCUCGAAUCUUUGUUUUUCUCUUUUUUACGAUUUCUGUUGUGGUCUUCCUUUGUUAUUGUGCAUUGUUUCUAUCGGUUUACACCGAUUGAAUAAAGUGUCU
Molecule: messenger RNA, 1281 nt
Organism: Sycon ciliatum
Lineage: Eukaryota; Metazoa; Porifera; Calcarea; Leucosolenida; Sycettidae
Product: beta-2-glycoprotein 1-like
Exons: 6
Coding region: 269-994 (241 amino acids)
Source: RefSeq, a predicted model, not a curated record